AUGUCUGCUACUAAGAACGAGAAUACUGACAAACUCGCUGGCAGCCAGGAAGAGAAGAUCAUCUCACAACCUUCACAAACUGAACAGCUCACCGGAUCAAUGGAUCAGCUCACUGUGACAACAGGCGCAGAUCAGGGUGGUGCAUUUCGCCCAAAAUCUCCAGGCUUAGCGCAAUCUGCGCCAAAUGAGUUCAAGAUCUCAACUCAACUGUCCCGGUUGGCAAUGCUCAACCAAAUACAACAGGGAUGUACGGAUCAGCUGGCUACCUCAAUAGACGAAGUGGAGAGCCAAAUCGAGCUACUCAAGGAGAUUUGGGCGGAAUUCAGAGCGGAUCACGAGCAGCUGGGUGCAACGUGCAAAAGAAACUUCUUUGAUCACCCGUACGUUACUGGAAAAAUCUAUGAUCUGGCACUCACUGCGUACCACAAGGCCUCGCACGAGCUCAACACCACCAAGGCACAGAUCAAGGCCCGAUCAACCGAGGACAGGCGAGCAAGCUCAGAUCAAGCUAGGCACAGAUCAACGUUGCCUGAAAUUAAACUCCCGCAGUUUAAUGGGGAUUAUCAGGAGUGGCCUGCCUUUAGAGAUUUAUUCAAGUCGCUAGUCUUUGAGGACGUGUCACUUACCAAUAUUGAGAAGCUGCAUUAUCUCAAGACCAGCAUGAGAGGAGCAGCUGCUCAAAUCAUCUCAUCUGUGUCCAUGUCAGGUGACGCAUUCUAUCCUGCAUGGAAUCAGAUUUUGCAACGAUUCGAUGACAAGGAAAGGCUCAUCCUGGCACAUGUGGACCGACUCUGCUCCAACACCUCCCAAGUUAAACGAACAGCUCAUGACUUGCACCAACUUGUCACUGACAUAACGGAGAUCAUCGACGCGCUCAAGGCAAUGGGUGUGCCAGUCCACUCUUGGAAUUAUGUCCUUCAACACCUCAGCCUAAAGCGACUGGACGCGUCACUGCGAGAGUCCUGGGAGGUGAAACGCAGCUCAUCCAUGGAACCUCUCACCUUCGAUCAGCUCAUUGAGUUCAUUAAAGCGCGUGCCAAGGCACUCGAAGUAGUUCAGACCACCAGGGGCACUUCAUCAUCUGUUGGGUCAUCGAGAUCAGUGCCACGAACAUUGACUCAACAACCGAGAGCAUCUCAUCAGGCUUCAAGGGCACCGCUACCUACCCAAUAUCCAUGUGACCAUUGUGGUGGUCAGCAUUACAUCGUAUCCUGCCUGCGACUUACAUCCUGCGGACCGCUACAAGGUUGUAACGAACCAACGAUUGUGCUACAACUGCCUUGGGCACCACAACUUAAUGUCAUAUGCCAGCUCAAGAACAUGCAAGACAUGUGGUGCACGGCACUACACGAUGAUUCAUCUACCAUCCAACAGACCAACUCAACCACAGCCGUCCACUCACUCGCAACAGCUCAAGCAACACUCAUUACAUCACUGACCACUCACCCAGUCCGACUGCUCAUAGACCCUGAAUCAGAACUCACAUUGGUCUCAAAUCACCUUGUCAAUACUUGUGCAUUGACUCAGCAGCACUCAUCAGUAGCAAUCAUUGGAAUAGGAGGAUCACAGUCUACUCAAACAAGGGGUGUCACCAUACUUCAGCUCAAAUCAACCCAUUCCUCACAAUCUGCUAUUAUCAAUGCUCACAUUCUCAACAAGUUGACGAAUACACUGCCGUCAUUCCACGUGAGACACCAAGAGUGGCCACAUCUAUCAUCAUUGCAGCUGGCCGAUCCAAAUUUUCUAACUCCAAGGCCCAUGGACGUCAUCAUCGGGGCAGAUUCUUAUGCACAGAUCAUCAAACCAGACAUGAUACAGCAUGAUAGCUCAUCACCUAUGGCUCAACUUACAAUCUUUGGUUGGGUAGUUCUUGGUCCAAUCAUAAACAAUCACUCAUCAUUGCACUACACUCAUCAUAUCACCAGUGAAUCAGCGCACCAAGAGCUACAAGAUUUACUCACCAAGUUCUGGGAACAGGAAGAAGUACAUGCAUCUACUGAGCCACAACUGACCCCAGAAGAGCAGGCAUGCGAAGAUCAUUUUAAAUCAACACAUUCACGAGACGAAUGUGGCAGAUACACAGUACGAAUUCCACUCAAGUCUUCACCGAAUAUCUUACGAGAUUCGGAGCUCACAGCACGACGAUGUUUACGACGACUCAUGAAAAGACUCAAUACUGACGACUCACACAGACUAUUGUACAACUUAUUCAUGAAGGAGUAUGAAGAAAUGGGUCACAUGAGACGUGUCCCACAUACACAAGAUGGAACCUUUCAACAAUUUGAGCCUGUUACUGACGAUCGGUUGAACGAGAUGACCUCGGCACAUGAUGCUUCGGCAUCAGGAAGGUUGAGGGUCUCUGGAGACCGGUCAGAGGUGCGAGCUCAAACUCAAUUUCCAUACUACCUUCCUCAUCAUGGAGUAAUAAAACAAGAUCGAGUCAGUAACAGGUUAAGAGUCGUGUUCAACGGAUCGAGCCCAACAACAUCAGGGAUUUCGAUCAAUGACAUCCAGUACCUAGGUGCGAAAAACCAACGAGACAUCCUUGAUGUAUUACUGUGGAUUCGACAACACAAGUACAUAUUCACCGCAGACAUCACAAAGAUGUAUCGUCAAAUCAAAGUUCAUCAAGACGACUGGGAUAUGCAAAGAAUCAUGUGGGUCGAUGAUCAGCUCAACGAGGUCCCAUACCAACUGACUACAGUGACGUAUGGAACCAGAUCAGCGCCGUUUCUGGCAAUUAGAACAGUACUACAAUUAGUCGAAGAUGAAGGUCAUCACUUCCCACUCGCCAUUGAACCUCUCACCAAGGGUAGAUAUGUCGAUGAUAUUUUUGGAGGUUCUGAUCAGAUCAUCGAGCUCAUCGAUAUAUCACGACAAGUAACCCAGCUCUGCAUGGCGGGCGGGUUUCCAUUAGCGAAAUGGCACAGCAACAACCAAUUUAUUCAACGCAUUGCUCAACAGUCUCCAAUUAAGGAGGCAUAUUUAUUCGAAGAUAGCAGCAUAAAACUCUUAGGCCUGUCAUGGAUACCUUAUUCCGAUACGUUCAAGCUUACUCAUACGCCACCAUGCUCAAGUUCCAAGCUCACAAAGAGAAUCAUCUUGUCAGAUACAGCACAACUCUACGAUCCACUCGGAUUCUUGUCACCAUUCAUAGUGCGAGCAAAGGUAUUGCUCCAACAACUCUGGCUAGAAAAACUCAAAUGGGACGAUCAAGUCUCAGCUCAAAUCAAUGCCAAAUGGAACUCAAUCCGACAAGAACUUGCCCAUGUAUCAGAACUCUCAAUUCCACGCUAG
Molecule: messenger RNA, 3297 nt
Organism: Dufourea novaeangliae
Lineage: Eukaryota; Metazoa; Arthropoda; Insecta; Hymenoptera; Halictidae
Exons: 2
Coding region: 1-3297 (1098 amino acids)
Source: RefSeq, a predicted model, not a curated record